GAAAGUGGGCGGGGCGGGCGAGAGUCUGCGGCGGCGGCGGCGGCGAGUCGGGCGGUGGGAGCGAAGGCAGAGCGAGUCGCCCCGCUGUUUGCCCCCCCCGCCCCCUCCCUCCUGAGGGAACACCAACGGCCGGAAAGUGACGGUUGAGGGUGCAGGGGCGCGCGAGGGGCUUCUUUUCCCGCCCUUUUCUGACGGGGGGGGGAGGGAAAAGAAGCCUUUUUCUGAGGGGAAUCGCUGAGGCGGCGGCGGCGGCGGCCGGUUCCUCCCUCCGCCAACCGCGGCGGGCCGCGCCCUCAGCUCCGCCGCCGGGUGAGGAGGGGCGAUGGGCGGGCCGGUGGUCUCGUAGCUCCGCCGCCGCCGCCGAGGCCCGAGAGCGGCCCCCGCGGCUCCCCUGCCCGACGCCUCCUCAGCCCGCCGCCCUCUGUCGUCGUCGUCCUCCUCCUCUCUCCGCGGCCUGCCAUGUCCGGGGUGGUGCGGACCCUGAGCCGCUGCCUCCUGUCGGCCGAGGCGGCGUCGGGCCGGGGCGAGAGGCCGCCGCCGGGCGAAGCGGGGAAGGAAGGCGGGCGGGACGCGGAGCGCGAGGCCCGGCGCCGCAGCCGCGAGAUCGACGCGAUGCUGGCCCGCGAGCGGCGCUCGGUGCGGCGCCUGGUCAAGAUCCUGCUGCUGGGCGCCGGCGAGAGCGGCAAGUCCACCUUCCUCAAGCAGAUGCGCAUCAUCCACGGCCGCGAGUUCGACCAGAAGGCGCUGCUGGAGUUCAGGGCCACCAUCUACGAGAACGCCCUCAAGGUGAGCGGGGGGGGGGGGGUAAGCUUCAAUAAAUGGCAUAUGCUUAGGAGGGCGUGGCUUUGCUUUUCCUCAUCCCUCCUCGCCCCGUUUUUCCUUUCGUGACGUGUCUUAAGCCUUGAGGGUUGGGGGGUCCCUCUGGACACCGCUGGGCCGGCUUGCUUGCUGGCUUGCCUGCCCCCUCUGUAUCCCAGCUUCCCUCUCAAUGGGGUGUGCAGGGUCCCCUCACAUGAACCCCGCGAAGUAGGUUUAGGUUGACCAGGAAGACGGUGACAGGGCCGAGAUCACCCAGCGUGCUUCACGGCCGAGUCAGGAUUUGAACCCUGGCCUCCCGCGUCCUGGUUGAGAGUCGGGUCAAAUUCUUCAUGCGACACAGAGGCAGCCUGCAGAACUCACUCCCACUGCAGCCAGAGACGGCCACCAAUUUGCCUGGCUUUAAAAGUGGAUUAGACAAAUUUGUGGAGGAAAGGGCUGUCAGUGGCUCCUGGCCAUGAUGGCUAUGCUCUGGCUGCACAGUCCUUGAGGGAGAAGAGCUUAUAAAUACCAGUUUCUGGAAAACACAGGAGGGGAGUGGGCUCUUGUGUUCAGGUUCAGGUGUUCAGGUGUUUACCAUUGGGGCAUCUAUGGUUGGCCACUGGGAGAAGAGGAUGCUGGACUAGCUGGGCCCUUGGCCUGAUGAUGAUUCAAUUUUCAGCAAGGCUUUUCUAAUGCCAGCAUGGCCAAUAGGUAUGGAUGAUAAGAGUUGGAGUCCAGCAACAUCUGGAGGUCCAGUGGUUUGCAUUGACUUAGGAAUGCUGUUUUGAGUGGUGUACAGAAUGCCCCGAAUAAGUAGGUUGAAAUAAAAUGGGAGUGUAAGGCAUACUGAAACAGAUGACUGGGGAAAACAGUGCCAGCACUUCUCAUACGAGCCAGACGAUGGGUGGAAUGAGUGUGGUGAGGCUGUUAUGCGUUCUGUUUAGUGUGCAUUGAUUCUGAGGGAAAGUAGUGUGUUUUGUAAGGUAGGAGAUGAGAAACAGGCAACUGGUGGUGGAAUUGUGUGUUGCUUUGAAUGGUUUGAUUAAUAGCUAGAAAGCUGUGCCAUAAGUAUAUUUAAUAAAAUAAACCGGAGGAAUAUAUGGAAGGCAGCCUGUCAAGUCAUAAUAAUAAAAUGAUUAUUACUGUGGUACCUCGGGUUACAUACGCUUCAGAUUACAGACUCUGCUAACUCAGAAAUAGUGCUUCAGGUUAAGAACUUUGCUUCAGGAUAAGAACAGAAAUCGUGUUCUGGUGGUGCGGCGGCAGCAGGAGGCCCCAUUAGCUAAAGUAGUACUUCAGGUUAAGAACAGAUUCAGGUUAAGAACGGACCUCCGGAAAGAAUUAAGUACUUAACCCGAUGUACCACUGUAUGCUACUUUCCCUCACACGUCAAUGUAUGUGCUUCAUAUACAUCCAGUUCAACUUUACAAUGAUCCUGUAAGGUAGGUGAGCUAGGCGACGGGUGGAGUUGUGUAAGGUGGAGGUGAUACCAGUGUGGGUACAAAGAGAUGGGCUGUCAGUGUUAUGCUAGGUGGUAUUAUAUUGCUUUUCCUAAGUAGUCUGUUUUCUAUAAUUUAUUUGAAUGAUUCUUGGAACAGUAUUCUUGGUACCACUGUACUUGGAAUCAUAGAAUUGUAGAGUUAGAAGGGACCCAAAGAGUAAUCUAGUCCAUCCCCUGCAAUGCUUCAUACAACUUUGUAUCCAUUGGGUUGGUUGUCACAAAAGGAUAAGCCAAACCAUGUCUUACCAGGACAGCAUAAACAUAUGGACUCCCAGAGAGAAGCUCACAGCUGCUUUACUCCUGUACCUCACAGAGCUAAGCAUGUCAUCCAAACCGGGACUUAUGGUUAAGCUCUCUCAUUGCUAGCCAUGGUUUCUUGUUGGCUGCAGAUCAUGGUUAGUGAGAAAGAGAGCAUAACCAUAAGUCCCAGUUUGGAUAACAUGGUAAACCAAACCAUUACUUAGUUCAGAGUAGGAACAAAAAAGGACUGGGGAAGGAGCAAAGAAACUGUAAGGUCUCUGGAAGGCCAUGUAUUUGUGCGGUCCCAGUGAGCCACAGUUUAGCUUACUGUGUUGUGCAAACCAUUCUUGAAAUAGUCCUGUAAGACCAAUAUUUGGAAGCCAACUUCUCUCAGUGUUCCUGUUCUCAUUUCUUCCCUCUUUCUCCUAUGCAUCCUGAAUAGCCCUGUCCCACACCUGGAUUAUGGCUGUGUGUCAAUGUUUUGAUUGUCUGUUGUUCAAAUGGAAUUAUGUGGGAGGUGCAGAUUACAUGAUUUCCCUUUGUGGUAUGUCCAGGUGUGAGAAGUAAUGGUGUUCUCCAUUACCUCUUGGUGUAACCUUCCUGCCUAAAUUCCCGAGACUGACAUGGAGGAGAAAAGGGCCCAGUUCCAGGUUUCUGGAAAUGGAGGAUGGGAUGAUAGAAACUUAUGCCAUCACCAAGUAUAUAGACUCCCUGGAAAGGAGUUUACGCACCCUUCAUCACACAGUUCCAGUGUAGCUUACUACCAUAUAAGCAAAACAUAUUCAAAUUCAAUAAAACAAUUUAAAACAAACUGAAGACUGUACCUCAGACAAUGCAGAUGGUCUCACAAAAUUCAUACUACUUAAAUGUUGAAAGCCAGGAUAAGGAAAUGUAUCUCCCGCAAAUGGCUAUAUAAUGACAAUUAUUGGCAUACCUCUAUGGGGAAGGAGUUGCAUAUUUUAGGAGCUGUGACAGUCAGUGUCCUCUUCCAGCAUCCGUGUUUCCAAGAGUUACAGAAUGUGGAAUAUUGGCUGCUUUCUUAUUCUUUGCUUUGUCAUUGACAUGGAUCAAAAUCCACAGGUCACCAUUAAUGUAUGUGUUGAAAUGAAAUAGAUGAAAAUUGCCCAUCUCUGUUUAGAGUUGAAUGAAAAUGCAUGUGUGUGGCUAAAGUGAGCUAAGGAGUUAUUAAUCUGGGCAGAGUUACACCUGUGCCAGUCCAGUUUUUAACCAUGGCAAAGUAAGCUUAUUUCUCUCUCCUCUUAUGUGAGAACUCCCUCUCCCUUCUAUUUUUUGAGCUUAGCUCUGCUUAGAAUUGUAUAUGUACCAGACUUCUUGCUGAUUGUGCAAUGCUCUAAAUUACAGUUUGCAAACCUGGUUAGAAGGGUCACUGAAGCUGACCUUGGUAAUUGCAAUGUAUUAAAAUGACAUCUAGAAUAACAGGUGUUGAAUCUAUGGUAUGUGGACUCAGUAUGUCCACACUGGCCACCUCAGAACAAAUUCAACUCAACUCAAACCUAGCCAUUUGCACAUAUUGCUGUCUUAGAAUAUAUACUAAUAAGUAAAGAGGGGAGGUGUAGAGUUGGAGGAACAAGGAACUCAGCCAAGAUAUGCACACCCUGCCAACUGCACAGACUUGUUUUUAGAUAUUGCUCCCCAGCCUUCAGGGUUAAAAACUUCCCUUUAAAAAUACCAGGAAUCCACAUUUUCUGUUGUACAGACAAUAUAAACCUGAAUAUUGCAAGCAGGUUCUAGGCUAUUGGUUUUGACAACUAUACUGUAAUGCUUCUGAAGAGAUGCAUUAUUCGGUAGGUUCACUUAAAAAAAGCUCUGCUGCUGUACACAACCAAUUCUUUAUAGCAUGAGCUUUCAUUGCCAAGAACCUCCUUUAUCAGAUGUUCUUCUCUACAAACUAAUACAAUAAUAAACAUGUUAGUUUUUAUGGUGUUACAGAAGUUGGUUUUCUUCUUUGCCACAAUAUUACUAGUAUGUUUGUGGUAAUGCUCACAGUGUUCUUGAAUGUUACACAGCCCUUGAAAAACAAGCCCCUACUUGGAAAUAAGGAUAUAAAUUUGCUCUGAAAAAUGUGUUCAUAAUCAUAUUGUGGGCAAAUUGUAUCUGAAACCAAGCAAUCACAAUAAGCUGCAAGAUGGGUGGUUCGUUGGCUGCUGUGCUAAAGGAGGUUAUAAAUGGGAAGAAGACCUUAUGAAGGACUGGCAUAAACUAGAAAUAAUACUCAGCUUUUUAAAACCCAUCAACAUAGUUUAGCUGUAAGAAAUAAGAGGAUGAGGACUGAACAGUUGAAGAGGAAACAGGGAAAAGGUAAAAUGAAAGAAGGUGCAUUCAUGCUCAGAUACAGCAGUGGACUGAAGGGUAGUUUUAAAUGAGUGGAUUUAGAAACCCUUCAAUAGGACAAGGAGGGAGAAGUUGUCAUCCUGGAGUUAAUGAAGGUGGUACCCUUUGGUACAGGCACAUCUUGAUCUUCUCACAUCACCUUGUAUUAUUGUCUGCUUGUGACUUAGGCACAGAAAUGUGAGGAGCUGUGGGUGUGGCACUGAAUUUCUGCUGGUAACAUGCAAGUGGAUAGGAGUAUAGUAUCUUUCCACAAGACAAUUUGUGUUAUAGAAGUCAUGUGCAAGAGCAUUAUCAGGUUGUGAGCUAUUGUAUUGGUAUUAUAAAAGCAAAAAUUGUGUAUUCUGACUUGGUGUGAUGUAGUGUUUGCCUUUUAAGACUGUGCUUAUGACAAUGAACAUUGGAGUUCUGUAGUUUCAUAUCAGAAUUGUUAUUUUUUUAUAAGACCACUGGCUCAAGUGGCAAGUGUGAUACAUUUUUCAGUUGCUUUUAGAACAUACAAGUAUGUGCUGACUAAUGGGAUUUGGAUGUGUUCACUGUCCUAAGCGAACAUGUAACUGAGCAUUUAUUGUUAUUUUUUAAUGGCUCUUUUUAAAAGAAAAGAAAAAACCUAUGUGGUUCUGUUGCUGACACUCUGCAUUUUUACUGAAUUCACUGAACUAUUAAUCAAUAUUGUCCCUAACAUUAAACCCUAGAAGAGAACCUGUGAAGUAUUUCACUUUAGCAAGCAGUACAGUAGCAUUUAGGCCUUCUAGGGAAAUUUCAUUUUCAUUUACCUCAUUAAGAUUAAUUACACAAUUAUUUAUUGUGAUAUUUUAAUGACUUUGUGUAAAGAAGAAAGGUGUUUGUAUUAUGCUCUUCAGGGUUUGAAAAUAGUUGCUGUUUCUGUUAUAAAAAUGCAGCCUUUUUGAAUUGAAUGGCCAUCUGUCAUUGUCAAAGAAAAUAUUGCUGUUCUAGUACUUUCACAGAUUUUAUAUGUGCUUCCAUUUGACAGCCAAGAAGAGGGUUUGUAAUCUUGAGGUUAGGAAAAGUGAUGAAAUGUGUAUCCAUAUAGAGAAAACAUAACUUAAAAGUGAGUGGAUGGAUUGAUUUAAAUCACUAAGAAGAAAAAACCCAGUUUAAAUCCAGUUGCCCACUUAUAAAUUCACACUUCCCUAACAAGCAUAUGUUUUGCCUGGUUACUGUAACAAUUAGACUGUAUUAGUUUUUAGCCAAAUAGAGCCAUUAUGUAACCCUUCAGCAAAAUUCUUAUGUAUUAUAGAAUUAUGUUUGCUUACAGAUAAGGUGUAUGCACAUGAAAGAAUUCUAAGCAAGAAUGCUUACUUGAAAGCUAAGUUUUGAAUCAUGUGCAUCCUUAUUUGGCAACCAGUCCCACCAAACAAAUUAGAACUCCCUUCCAGGGAAAUAUGCAUAAAAUAGGGCUGUAACAUGUCUUAGGUGUUAAAUACAGAUUAUAGAAAUGCAUUCAUACACCAAGGUAAUACUUGUUGUAGAAGGGAGUGGUGAUGGAUAUGGAACAAAACAGUGUUAUUCCACUUUAUGGUAAAUUAAUGUCCAUACUACAUAUAGUUUCAGAACUGAACACAACACAGAGCUCAGGUAACUGAGCACAAAACAGAAAUGCAAGAUAAUUUGCAUGAACUCAGUGGAUGAUCCUGGUGAGAUAUAAGAUAUCGUCACCUGAAUUCUAGUGCUUAAAAUGACUUGCUAAUUGAUGCACAGUAUCAAACCAUAAUAUAUGAACUCUUGUACUGUACUUGUACCCUUGUAAUGACUAGUAGCACCUUAGAGACCAACUAAGUUUGUUCUUGGUAAUUUUUUAUUUUUUAUUUUUUUAAUAUAUUUCGACUGUUUCAUGCCAACACGGCUACCUACCUAAAUCUUGUAAUGACUGAUGAAGAUGUUUUCUUCCUCAUUCUUUCUCUUCAAAAAAAAGCACUAUUUCAUGAAGGGAUCAUAAAUUCAGUUUCAUGACAUUAUAAAUUUGCAUUUAAGUUCAUAUUAAACCAGGUUUCUUUUUAGAAGAGAAACAUAAUAAGCUAAGCUUAAAAAUUAAAUCAAAUUCAAUUUUUUAUGUUACCAUUUUAGAACAUCAUUUUUUAUCAUGAGUAACCAAUUAUUGAAACCUUCCCUAUUUCUUAGGUGUUAAAUACAGAUUAUAGAAAUGCAUUCAUACGCCAAGGUAAUACUUGCAAUUGGUAAACAAUGGCAAUACUUGCAUAUCAUUUAGAUUAUUUUUGUUUUUGAAACUCUUCUGGUAUCAUCCUGUCUUUUUAAAAUCUUUCUAUUACAGAGAAGACACACAGUUAACAAAAUGCUGAAUGUAAGCCCCUAAUCCAAAAUUUACUUUUCCAUUUAGCACAGGCAAUGGUUUAGAGUCGUAGCUUUUCCUAGCAUUUUAUGGGGCAGGCUUCCCAAACAUCAGUUUUGCUUUGGCUUAAGUAAAUAGUCAUUGGUUAAUGAUGGUUUUGCUUGUUAACCAAGGCUAAGCUUCAGGGCAGUUUUUUAUGAGAAGCGCUAGUGUUGGGAAUACACAGACUCUAUUAGUUCAGUAUAUCCACCUGGAAUAGAAAAGUAUAUAAAACACCUAAAUUAGCACAUCUGACAAUCACAUGACUCAUGCAGUACUAUUGUAUAAAUGGUUAGUUGGAAGUAAAUCCCUCUAUGUUCAAUGGACCUUACUCUCCAGUGCAGUUUUAAAGUUGACUUUAAUUUAACUUGCUAGAUCAAAGUCAUCAGCAAAUGCAGCCUUUGGACUAACAAAAGUCAGCUGCUGUUGCUUUGGUGGUCAGCUGGCAGUGUGUAACCUUAGGAGCUGAAAUCUGGUUUAUUUCCAUAUGGGUUUAUCAUCAUGUGUGUAGUGUUCUUGGUAAGGACUGCACUGUUCCUCUGAAAUGCCUGAACUUGUAGAGCCAUAAAUUUCAACAAGAAUUGCCACAGUCUGAAGAAUUCCUCAACUACUUCUGCAUACCCAAGAGCCAAGACAAUCCUUCUCUAUUUUCCUUAGUAGCCCCUUCCUUUCCACCACCACUCUAUCCUGCAUAAUAGUUAGCUUUGAAUAAUUUCAGUAAUUUCCAAAGUGGUUUGUCAUGAAACAUGAGGAACUUCUAUUUUGAAGAGGAAACAGUCAAACCUCACUGUGUGAACAUGAGUCAUUAUUAUUAUUAUUAUUAUUACUAUUCUAUUAAAACACAAAAUGCACUAUGACAUAUGCUAAUGAAUACAAUCACCAUUUAGUAGUAAAUAAUUCUUUCUUCAUAGUAAAAUAGCGAUUUGUAUAAAACAUAAUUCUUAGCAUUCAUAGUACUGUAAGAGUUAACUAUUGUUACACUCCUUGAAGAUACACAAUGGGUCUUGAUGUCUUCCAGAUGAACUCUUGCUUUUAAAGAAAUGACUCUUUCCUUGGUAGAGCUAUGGUUGUGAGGUGAUGCUUAAUAAUGCUUUCCUCUGAUGUUCUGGGAUAGAGGCUAGGCUGGAAAACCUGUAAGAUCCUGACUUGUUCCUUGCAUCCUUUCUUUAAAAAAGAUGCUACCUUGGCAGGUACAGUCUUCUAGUAAUCUGGUAAUGAGGUUGAUGUUUUUGUUUGCAGGUUAUAGCUCUCUUAGUUAACUAGAAUUGAUUUUUUAAUUGCAAAUUUAUUAAAGAAAGGGGGGACAAAAGAAGAAAAAACAGCUCACAUUCACAAUACAGCAAACAUCAAUACAUCCAUCUUAAUCUAUACUUGCAGAUUGAUAUAUGUCCAAAUAGGUAUCCCAAUGUUAAUGUUUGUAGAAAAGUUUCCCACCCCUGCUGCCAGGUGUUUAAGAGUAAGAAGUGUAACUCUAACCUGGGAAAGUUUAAUAUGCUUUGGAAGCUAAAUAUUCAGUGUUUUUUCUCUCUUAAAGUAAGGCAUUUCUAAGGUUUUUUCUAGUCCUGCAAUUUCAGUCUGAACACUUUAACAACUAUUGCACAAAUUCUGCGUUGGAUCUAUUCAGUUGUAAUACAAUGUAAUAUUGAUUAUAAUCCUGAUCAUGGAUGUUUGGGGCACUCCCAAUAAGUAGCUCUAAUCAGUUUGCAUCUCCCAGAGUCCAACCAUCAUUUUUGUUUGCAUUAAGACAACUCUCAAAAUCCCUUCUCCCUUUCAUUGGAUUUACUUGGAGACAGAGAGUCGUAUUAUAGUUUACAGACAUAACUGCAGUUACAAAUACAAAGAUUGGGUUGUUAAGUUCCUGUAGGCUAAGUAAAGGGCAUUGUAUUUUGUUCAUGUGUUUAGUCUUUUAACUCUGUAUACAAAUCUUGAUGUUUACACUACUCACCUGGGGAAUAGCAGCAUUUGAAUGAAUGAUGAAAUAUAUGGAAAUAUUUAAGAUUCUUUGCUUUGAUUUUGUGUUUGCAAGACUCAUAAAGGCCAGAUAAUGUACGUUUGAAGUGUGUUGGACAGGUUUCCUCAGGCAGCAAAAUGGAACCAUUUUAGUUACUUUUCUCCCAUGCCAAUAAGGUUAAGAAUUUCUACUGGCCUCCUAAAAAUCAUAGUAGAACAUGCAUCCUGGAUGCUGCGAUAUGACAAUCUUUUCAUUAACGGUAUUAAUGCAUCCAGGCUGCUGCCCAGCACUAAAUAUAGGGUUUGUAAUAUAUAAACACUAUAUUCUCCUGUGUUCCAAAUCUCUAGGCUCUUCUUCCCAUAAUCUUGUCAAAUGUGAUGCACAUGUUUAGGAGAAACUGUUAGCAUAUUUUAAAAGGUCUGUAUUUUUAAAAUAUUCAUGUUAUUUACUUAAUAUUUAGUGCUGAAGUUGGUGGUGACUUUGGAGCUCAAGAGUAGCACAUGAAAUAAUCUGCCAUGAGAGUAUUAUGCUGAUAAAAUGCAUGUUUUUAGAGAAGCAGUUGGGUGGGUUUUUUCUAUAAUACCUGCAGUUGGCAUCUGUCUUGAGAGAUAAUGGAAGAGUGUGCCAUCAGGGGUAAAGUCAAACCAUUGAAGAGUUACAGCAGCUGCUGCAGCUGUAGAGACCAAUAUAGACGAGACAUGCUUUAUUGCAGCUGGGGCAGAUGAAGGUACAGUAGAACCUCUACUUACAACCGCCUCAGGUUACAAAAACUUCAGGUUACUCCGCUAACCUGGAAGAGUUACUUCGAGUUGAGAACUUUGCCCCAGGAUGAGAACAAAAAUCGUGUGCCGGUGGCGUAGCAGCAGCAAGAGGCCCCAUUAGCGAAAGCACGCCUCUAGUUAAGAACAGUUUCAGGUUAAGAAUGGACCUCCAGAACGAAUUAAGUUUGUAUCCAGUUUCAUUGGUACAGAUGCACCAUGGGAUUCCUUCACUCCUCCCAAUGGUCAUUUCUCCACUGGUCAUUUUUGUGGAUACACAACCUGACUGACUUGUCUCCAGGCACUGUGGUUGUCUGCAAUGGACUCCCACAUGGCGGGAUUAAUGUUGCCAGCCUUCAUGUCAAGUUUGCAGACAUCUUCUUAAUACAAAGUUUGCAGAUAUUUUCUUAAUACCUAGUUACUAGUUCUUUUUUCUGCCUAUUCCAAAGGUCAGGUUGAGUUAUGGAAUCUUACCCUAUUUUUAAUCCCCAUAUUGGCUCUGAAGCAUGAGAGUCAGAGAAAGUGGUUUGCUUUUAAAUGAGCAGAAAUUCUAACUAAAAUUGGUCACUGUACACAUAUAACAGUUUACUGUAUUAUUAUUUACUAAAAAAAAUAUGCUGCUGUUCAAUCAAGGAUCACAUCCAAGGAUAUUUACAAUAUAAAAACACAAAAAUGUAUACACAACAUAGUUACAAACACACACACCCUAGUUUAAAAUACUGUUGAUUGUUUAAUUAGCCAAAGGCCUGAGACAGAAGGAAUGUUUGCCUGGAGCAUAAAGAUAUGUAACAAAGGCAUCAGGCAAGCAUUCCAAAAAUGGGGAGCCACGACAGAAAAGGCCCAUUCUUGUGUUGUCACUCUCCAGACCUUUUGUGGAGGUUCAGGGCAGCCAAAGUUGUUGAGCUUCUUUGAGGGGAGCCAGUGAUCUACCAUUCACCUUAAACUGGAUUUGCUUGUCAUUCACUUUUUGGUACAUGACCAUAAACACUACAGAGUAUGCAUCAACAGAAGAACAACUUAUUAUAUAUAUUUCUAUAUCCUGCCUUUCUGUCUGAUAGCAGACCGACCCCAAGACAACUUACAGUAAGGGAAAAAUAAUUUAUUUAUUUUUUAAAGACACUGAUGACUUACAAAUGUUAUGGGCAGCAGAAUGAGAAACUUUAGCCACUGUCCAGUCCUUAUGUUUAUGUGAAUGUGAUUUUUAAUCUACUGUAUAUUUAGAAAGUGGUUUCUAUGUCUGUCUGUUCUAUACAUUGGGACACCUCAGGAGAUACCUUUGCCAAACACAGCAUUAGGGUUUUUUAGGUGGGGGCAGCAGUCUUCAGUGAUGUUUGGAUGCCAGGUGCCAUUUUGAAUCAAGUUGGCAGACCAAAACAUAACACUAGAUUGUCUUUCCCCAGUUUUUGGCAUAACAGGUCCAAAGUCACAGAUUCCACUUUUUUAAAUUUUAAUACAAAAGCUUUAUUUUUGUUUCUAUAAAUACCUAGACAGUGCUGGGUACUCCCCACUAGUACUAUAUCAAACUUUUAAAUCUGCCAGUACAGAUUUGUGUAGGCAAGUUGUGAACAAGUUGCCAGAAUAUUAGCAGUGGUUGCUCAGGAAAGCUUUGAUUUAGGGACUAGGAUUAUUUUUGUGUGAAAUGUAAGGCAACAGGUAGGUGUUGAAUGCACGUCAUUCUCUUGUUCUGUGUACACAUUCAUAAAAUUUAGGAAUUGCUGAUUUAUGGGCACUGGAUUUAUAUCCCCAAAGUAAUAUUGUAACUCUUAGAAGCACUAUUUAUAGCAUUGUAAAAUAAGUCAAAAUACCAUUAUUCCCUAUCGGUCGUAAAAUGACUACCUGGGAGCUAUACUUCUCUUUACCACUUAUUGGAAAUAAUUUUGAAGAGGGGUGAAAUAAAAAAGAGCAGCCACUCCAUGAGAACAAGCACCACAGAAGAAGAGAACGAGUAUGGUUCUGAUAGGAAACUAUUAUGAUCUCAUUCCCCAGUGUAGGAAAUCUUUCAGGCAAGGGCUGCAGCUGUGCAGUGGUAACCAUUUGAAAGCUGCUGGAUUGAACAAGACUGCAUCUAGAUGAGUUUAAAGAACUUUAGAACACUGGAGCCUUAGCAGGUGAAAGGUCAGAGCUAGCUUGUAUGGGCAGGGAUGACGCAUACAUAUUUGCAACCCAAUUUAAGAGGCGAGUGGAAGAUAAUAGGCUGUAGCAAGCACAAUAUGGCUACAAUAUUAAUAGCUUUCUUGCAAUUGUUCUGUUGUUUUACAUACCAUUCUACAAACUGGAUACAAAUGUACGUAAUUCAAAAUAUCUUCAGAUACUCAUUUGUACUGUUCAUUAACAUUGUAGCAAAGAAUGCUCUAGAAGAGUAAAAUGGGAGUUUCAUAGCUUGAUUAGCCUUUUAACAUUGGUUUUAAAUCUCUUUCAUUCUGGUAAUGCAUCUUACCCAUAAUAGAAACUUCUAUGCGGUGGGCAUUGGGAUAAGGUUUAACUCCUUAAAAUGACCUCACAAUUUAAAAUUGCUUUUUGUCUGUAUCAUUUCACCUUUGAUUUAUUCUUAAAUGGAAAACCCCAGCUAAAGCAGUAAACAUUGUUGUUGGCAAACCAAAUACUUGAGAAUGGGAGCAGGUUUUUAAAACUCUUAGUUGCAGUUCAGUGAAAAAGAAUGUUAACUGCAUUCCUUGAGUUCAUAGCUUCCUUUUUACAGGCUUUUAAUAAUUGUACUAUGCUUUGUGUUGAAUGCAUGCUCUUUGAACAGUUUAUCUGAAGGAUUAAAUUGUAUGGAGAUGAAGUAAUAGUCAUUCAGGGUGGCUCAGUGUUUACAUUAGAGAAACUGCAUUAGAAAGAGUCCAACCUGAUAAUGGAUAGUUGAAAAAUUUUAAUUAGCUGCCCUUUUGCUGGAAUACUGGAGAAGCUGCAACUCUCCUACGUUGCUAAAUCUAGCAGCCUUGAACCUGCUUCUUCAUGAUAUUUUACUGCUAAAUCUUGCACUGAAGCUUGUUUCUUAUCCUUGAUCUUCAGCAUUAAAGUUCUUGGGUGUACUCCUUAACUGUAGGAAUGAAUCCUGAGGUUGAUGCUUGGCGGGUGGGAUAAAAGAGCUCCUGAAUGAGUAUCAUCAUGUAAAAUUUUAAAAAGUAAAUAUGGGUAGGGCAAUGCUUACUGUUAUAAUCCUUGUGUGGUUACAGCAGACAAGCCUACAUUUUAGAAAAUGACAUUAGUCAUAAUGAACAGAAGUUGCAACUAAGGAUUCUAUAGUUGGGCUUCCUUUGUCUCCCUGCUUUCCAAAAGCAAAGAAAUUGGGAGAAAAUUAAUACCUGUGAAGCUUGGAUAAAAAGAAAAUAUUUAGUUAAAGCUUUCUAAUCAGCCCCCUUAUUCAAUCUUCUUUAGAAGAUUGAAGUCUGGUAUGGAUGUUUGAAAUCUGAGGUUAAAUGUGCUUAAUGCAAGUCUUCUAUAGAUAGAAGGCAACAAAACAAAUUUUGAUGUUAACUGAUCAUAUCAACUCAGAUCUGUGAUAAGUACUGUGCUCUUUGACUAAGGGUCCAUAAUGAAAGUAUUUUUAAGGAAUUGCACAGUAUGAAAGAAUUGCAUUGUUUCUAGGGGAUACUAAAUGAGGAUGCUUUGCCUCUGUAUACAAAAUCGUUCAUUGCAUGUUCUAGCAAGUUGACAGUGUUUCUCAUGGUUUUUAUUUUCAUGGCUUGAUCUAUUACAAGGAGAAAUAGAUUGGUUUCGGGACUUGUGAACUCUUACUCCUUGGAAUGCUAUUACUGUAUGUGAUCCAAAUACAUUUUAUUGGGGGUUGCAUUUACGGUAACUAGUAAAGAAGAAAAACUUAUUGAAGUGACUGGUCAGAAAUCACAUAACUGCACACUGCUAGAAGAUUCCAUAAUUCAGACCUUUCCUGAAGCUUGCCAGAACACCACAGAGGCCUCUUCCCUCUAUCCUCAGCAAAAGCUAAGGUCUUGGUUAGAGUCCUGACUCAAGAGUUUGUAUAACCUAUGUAAGGGGCCGUUUAUUUUUCACAAAAUUCUGGCACCUAAUGUGAGUAUGCACAGAGUUUUUCCUUUUCAGGGAUGCCAAUAGUUGAAAAAUGGCUAGUAGGACAGGCUAGGGUGUGUAGAUAAACUGGAAAAGAGGGUAGAAGCUGAAGGUGAAGCAGAUAGCGAUGCUUCUAAAUGUUCCUGACUCCUCCUGCAAGAUGAGCAGGUAAGGAGCCCUCACUUCUGCCAUUACUAUUAGCUAAUGCCAUGAUACAGCACAAAGACAGACUGCCACUUACAUAAAGGUGUUUUAACUUCAUCUCAUAUUUUGUCACAGCCAGAUAUAUAUAUUAAAAAAUUGAUUGGUUUUAAGUGUCAUUUCAAUUCUUCAUUUUAUAUAGUUCUUUCCUUCAAUGUAAUAGUUUUUUCUUUGGUCACUAAGUGUAUUUAUCUGUUCCUCUAGGGCUGCAGGGUUCUAGUCGAUGCACGGGACAAACUAGGGAUCCCUUGGCAGUAUACAGAGAAUGAGAAGCAUGGAAUGUUUCUAAUGGCCUUUGAAAAUAAAGCUGGGGUGCCCAUUGAGCCUUCUACAUUCCAGUUGUAUGUACCUGCCCUGACUUGCCUGUGGAAGGAUGCUGGGAUCAAGGAGGCGUUUAGCCGUCGAAGUGAAUAUCAGCUGGUGAGUAUGCCAAACAGAACCUUGUUACCAGUUCAUGGUGAAAGUGGGCUAGAGUAUUAUUGCCACCAUCCAUUUUCAACUCUCAGCUCCACCCAACAUGACAAUUGAUAUGGAUUCAUUUCUAUCAUUUAGCAUGAGCAUAAUUUGGCCAUAAAGCAGUGGUAGUAGCCUAGUGAGUAUCUUUAGUUUUAGAGGGCUUUCUAGAAUUUUAUGUAGCAAAUAUUCAGUAGAAUGGUAGGUCUGACUUAGAGCAAGUUUUAAGUUUAUCCAAAGCAGUGGUUUUCAAACUUUUUUCUCUGCACCACACUUUCAGAAUAAAAAUUUGCUCACACCACACCAUUUUUUAAAUAAGAAAUACAUUGGAAAACAAAAAGAAACAACACCUAACAGUGGUUGAUUUAGAACAUAGAACACAACUACUUCAUAAUAUGAUCAUGGGACAUCCAGAAACUAUAAAACUAUGUAGCCACAUAAGAACAGGAAUCAUUCUCAAAAUAUAAUAUUGUCUGUCACUGAAUCUUCCCACCACACACGCCAUCCUCUCCUGCCACAAGAGUUUUAGUUACUCUGCCAAAGAUGACACAGACCUGACAAUGUAGCUGAUACACACAAUGAAGCUUUUGUCACCCUUUUAAGAACCACUGGUCUAAAGGUAAGAAUUGAAGCACAGGUUAUUUAACCAAAGGCAUAGUUCACACAUCCCAGUAAGCUCUAGUUAAUAGUUUACUGUGGUCACAGCUUUAUGGUCUGUUUCACUGUUCUCCCCUAGCAGGAGGAUGAGACAAAUGCAAUCUCUGGCUUUGUGUUGUGUCUCAUCCAUGAAUUCUGGUUUGUUUGGCUCACAACAAACUACAGUUUGUAGCCAAGGUUUGCUCUUGGCUUACUGAUUGGGGCUUUUUGAAGUGAAGCAAAUUGCAAUCCCUUGUUCUAAUAUAAUGCUAAAUUGGGGGUUGUGAACUUGUGUGUGCUAAUGAUAGGGAAACAAACAGCUCAGGAGGCACAUCAUGGCAGCCAUGAAUUAUGGUUUACUGUGACUUGUGAAUUGAGGCAAAGUGCAAAGUUUCAUUAACAGCAUCAAGUUUAUGGUGACAGUCCAUUGCUCUCUCAGAACCUCCUCCUAAUCCAAAUUGGGAAGUAUCCUGGCAAUAAUAUGAAUUAGUAUGACUUUAUUGAAUUGAAUUAAUGGUUUUGAUGAAUUUGUAGCUUUCCUUAUAUGCUAUUGUGUUUGAUAUAGUGAUUGCAAUAUUUGUUGUUUUUUAAUGCUACUGUGAUUAUUGUGAGCUACUUUGAGCUCAGCGUUUUUGUUGUUGGAAAAGCAGGAUGCAAAUAUUAAACAAAUCAAAUUGCCUAAUGGAAAGAGUCUAGGACCACAGGAGCGCUGUCUAAGCGCUUGAGGCACUCUACUUUUAUAGACAGUGCAUCAAGUUUCUGGCUGUGAAUCCUUGCCUGGGACCUUGAGCCUUUAGCACUGUGUGGGUGGAUUGUACAAUAGCGGUAUUUUCUCUGCUUCCCUCUUUCUCCCUUAAAGCACACUAAGUAGCUUCCUCCCAUCUGUGUCUCAUGGUAAGUCCCACUGUCUGUAUUAUGGAAGCAAGUCUUUGGGUGACAAAAGCUUCAUUGUGUAUAUCAGCUACAUUGUCAGGUCUGUGUCAUCUUUGGCAGAGUAACUACAGAAUAAGAAUUCUUUGAUAAUUGGUAUGUGCCCCCCCCCUUUGGAUAUGAAAGGAAUAUAUUGCUUUCUCUGGAGAUCCUGUAAUUUCUACUUUCUUUGGCAUUUUUUGUCUCAACCCAAAUGGUAGAGGCUUAGGAGUAGAGGGUUUGUAAGAAGUUGGGACCAAAUUUCAUGUUUGUUAGUACUGCUAAUAGUUACCGGUAUUUCCAUUCUAAGCAAUCAAAAGCUUUGAGGAUAUCUAGGGACAUAAUUGUCAGUGGGAGUUUAGUUGCCUUGCUGUGUUCAAUCAGAUUCAGUAGUUCCUGAUGGGAUCUGUUAUAUUGCGACCAGGGAUGAAGCCAGUCUGGUCUGGGGCUAAUAAUUUGUGUAGGAAAAUUUUUAGGUGGUUUGUCAAGAUUGAUGUGCAUAUCUUGUAGUCUUGGUUUAUUAAUGAGAUUGGGUGGUAUGAUUCUACUUUGAGGCUGUCUUUGAGUGGUUUUGGGAUAGAGACUAUCUUGGAGGAGGUCCAGGUUUUAGGAAUGGGGCCCCCUUUUAUGAUGUCAUUGAAUAGGCGGGUGAUGUAAGGCAUUAGGGGUUCUUUGAAUUUCUUAUAGAAUUCUGCUGUAAAGCCCUCUGGGCCUGGGGCUUUGUGUGGUUUCAGGUUUUUGAGGACCAUAUCUAUUUCUUCCAGGGUGAUAGGACUGUCCAUUAAUUCCUGUUCCUCAUCUUGUAGGUGUUUUCUGGUAUAGUAGGUCAUUUCCCUAUUGUGCAGAUAAAUGAGAGCAUUAGUGCAUGAACACAACUCUGCUUCCCUAAAAAGUGGUAUUGUUCAGGCUGGCAAGAAAGCAGUUUAUAAACCACCUCAGUAAUAUUUUCUGGGACAAGUGUGACGUUUAUUCAAGUGGGGGUCAUAGUUAGUUUUUGAAGUGUAGCAGUGGGGGGAGAGAUGAAGGGGUUGGGGGAGAGAGACCCAAGCCUUAAAAAACACUUCGACAUCAGCAUCAACUGUUCAGCUCCCCAGGCAGUCAAAAUCUACAAGUUUUUCACUCUGUUGAGUCCCAAACUUCUAACUCCAGUAACCAAACCAGGGAAACCUUCUUAUCUAAACUCUGAAGAGCCACUGUUCUGUUGAAGGUGACAGAAGAUGGACCACUGAUGUGAAUUGGUGCAUGUGAAACUUCAGUCUUUUUCAGUUAAAGGGGAAAAAAGGCUUUAUGUGAAAAUGUCUGUAGUCACGUUUCACAACUAAAAAAUCUACACCUAUGAAUCCAUUUUUUCACCUAGACUGUGUAUUAUAAAAGGAAGAUUUUUUUUUUCUAGUUGGCAGUUAUGUUUAAAGAAAAGAGGCUGUGUGAAGUAGCUGGCUUGACUAUUUGUUUUAAUGUCUCUCUCUCUCUCCUCCUUCCAUAAAAAAAAGUUUCCGGAAACAAUCUUCAAGGUGUUCUUUUUGAGAAUAUGGAAAGUGUUGCUUUGAGUAGUAAUUUACUGACACCUUUCAAAUGUUUUCUCUGUUUCAAACAUUGACCUCUGCAGUUCAGACUAUGGCAGACUUGUGCUUCAUUUGGCUUGACUCCUGAACAAACUUCAGGCAUGUGUCCUGAGAGGGUAACUUGCCCUACCACAUCACUAAAAGAAGCUGCUUAACUGAGCUCUAUUUAUUCAUUUAAGUCAGGCAAAAAAGCUUAGAAAACGUCUACCAGGAAGAAAUGGUUUUUAAUAGAUUGCCAUUGCUUUACGUAACAUGUUUUGUGCUGGAAUGCUAAUGAUUUGCAUCCCUCUUCAGUAACGCUAACAGUAGCAUCCCAGUCCAAGGAAUGCUGCAGCUUGGGUGCUGAUGUUUUGCCAGUCUUCAGUGCCAUUUUUUAAAGGGACAUCUUGCGUUGCAUUGUCUGGACAGCUGUACUAUUUUGAUGGGCAAGUAUUUUCCUGCUGCAAGUCUCUAUGCUGCAAAACAGUGUAGCCUUCAAGCCUGUAAGCCUUCAAGCUUGUCUAGCUCCCAGUAUUCCAGCUGAGGUGGCCUCUCACUUCCACAGUGGAGGACUGUCUUGCUCAUAGGGGAAAGGGCAAGGCAGAGCAGCCUGAAGAGCUGUCAAUCAUAUAUAUAUAUUGGGGGGGGGAUCCCCUUUGUGUGGCUUAUUCUAGUUUUUUCAUGGUGCAGUUUUACGUGAUGCUUAUUAUUUUAAAAACUAUUUGUAUGUGAAACAAACAAUAUGUUAGUUAAUGAAUAAACAAUAAACAAACAAACAUUGGAACUAUCUUCACAUCAUGACCCUCAAUAUAUUUUUCUUGGUAGGUCAUCCUUAGUUCAUACCCCAUUAGUGUGCAUGCGAUUAAAAUCCCAAUGUGUAUCACUUCACACAUUCUUACAUUGCAUAGUCUUUGCCAUUUUAAUGCUCUUUCAUUCGGUUUGAAGGAUAUUUUUGGAGCUUCUAGCCAUCACUUUGUGUUUUCACUGCUCUGAACAAUCUGAUGUCAUCAACUAACUUGCUGAUCACACUGUUCACUUGCAAGUUCAGGUCAUUUAUGAAUAAAUUUAAAAGCAUCAGGCCCAAUAUCAUUCAUUGGAAGAUCCCAUUUCCUACAACUUUCUGUUGUGAGAAUUGUCCCAAUCUCUUUUUCCUGUUCUUUAACCAUAUACUGUUUUAAUAAAUAGCAAGAUGAUAUAAUAUAUAUAUAUAUAUAUAUAUAUAUAGUCCAAAAAGAACUCCCUUAAGAGAAUCAGGUCUUUUUGUCUUAAGAUAGUCUUUAAAAGAAUCUUUUUUUAAAAAAAUUCCAGUAGCACCUUAAAGACCAGCUUUCGUGUGUAUACACACUUCUUCAGAAUACUGUUUCUUCAUAUACUGUUUCAUUAACUUGAUUGUUGUGUUUUUAGUUGUCACCUAGAGACAUUUGCCUAGAGUGGCAAAUGGAAUAAUAGGAUAUAUUUCUUAUCCCAUGACUAGUUCUGAUAUAUUGUGAUUAUUGAAUCACUAUAGUCCAGUGCAGUACCAUAUUUCUGAUGUUCGUUGUAUCUCUUGUUGAACAGUCUCUUCUGAGACUUGCCAGUUACCUGUAUAUCUGUGAGACAGGCAAAUGAGCUUUGAACUUAGUAGAUAUAUAUGUGUGUGUUUUCUGUGUAGCUAAGAUGUGGUCUGUUCAGCUCCUGCCACUGGUAAUGGAAAAGGAUUAGUUUACUGUUUUUAACACUUCUACUGAAACAGCAAUCUCUCAGCGACCUUUUAAAUCUCUGAUAUAGAUCCCUUGGAGAACCUGCAAGAAGAGUCUAUUGUUGGAUGCUUUACUUUUAGUUCAACUGAGAGAAAUGGGUUCAUGGGUUUAUCAGCCAAAAUGUUCCCUUCUUUAUUUUGAAAAUAACUCAACUGAAUAAAAAUGUCAAAAUGCUGAGAAAUAACUGAUUCCAGAGGAUUAUCUCUUUUCCCACAAGAACAGCAAUUAUCAAGCUUAUUUUUACCUUUGAUUUCUAGGCAUACCUUAUGCAUCAAGGUUGGCUACACUAUGUGUUAACAUUGUGACAGCUUAUCUUACUUAUGGCUUGGCUGCUCAAAAUACUACUUCAGAGGUAUUAGUAGAAGUCUAAAAUGAAUUUUUUGGCAUUAUUAUUAUUAUUUAUUCAAAUUAUAUACCAUGCUUUAUCAGAAGAUCUCAGGGUGAUGUACAAUAUUAGAAACACAUUACGAAACAUCAAGGAUAAAAACAAAAAUAUAGCAAAAAGCAUACUGACAGACAAUACCAAUAGCAUGCAAUUUUUUGAGUACUCCAGAACUCUUAAUCAGAUCUGAUGAAGACAUUAGAUGAACACAAUAAUGGAGGGACUUGGCUGGUGGUAAUGCCAUGAAACUGCAUAUAGUCUACCAGAUCUAAGAAUGUACUAUGAGGCGGCCUGUCUCACCUGGUUAAAGGAGUGGUGCACACUAAAAAAUCCAGAAUUGCUGGACCUGGAGGGGUACAACAACAGAUUCGGCUGACAUGCAUACCUGGGCUACGGAAAGGUUAAAGUUCAUAAUAAUUUUUUGAAUCAUGUCAUCAGGAAUAUACGUUGUUUAGGGAAAAUAUAAGGACCUUCUUGAGCCUAAGGUGCCAUGGUGGAUCUCGCCAACUGAAGCUCUUGCCGUUAAAAGGAAAAACACAAAUGGAAAUUGGCCUGUCUAUAAAUCAUUAUUAAUAGAGGAAGAGAACCAGUUAAAAUUUUUAAAAAUCGAAGCAAUAAGAGAUCAAGUCUCAGCCUGGUUCCAAUAUUAACAAUUAUUUGAAACCUUCAAAUGUGAUUUAAAAAAGAGGAUUUCCGGCGGAGAUUUCCAGAUUUGAAUCAGGUCUAAUAAAUUCUAAAACUAAAACCCUCUCCAAAACAUGCUGAUUCCUCCUUGACUGGGAAGUCAAGGAGGAGGAGGUUAAGUCCUCUAUGAUCUAUUGGGCCUAAGACUUUGGUUACAACAAAGAUGAGCCAAUGGGAACACCUCUGGAAAGUAAAUUGGAACUUUAUGGCAUGUUGUACAUUAAAGGAGAACCUUCAAAAGAUGUUAUACCACUGGUAUUUAACCCCUUCUAAACUCUCCAAUAUGUACAGAAGUGUUCCUAAUAUAUGUUGGAGAUGUGGAGAAUCAAGUGGAGCCAUGCUCCGUAUGCGGUGGGUUUGUAAAAAGAUCAAAACUAUCUGGAAUGACAUACAUACUCAGCUUCAAAUAAUGUUAAAUGCAUCCUUCCCCCCCAAAAAACCAGAAUCAUUUUUAUUGGGUAUUACAGGACCAGAUCUAUAUAGGAUGAUAAGGAAAGUCUUUCUGUAUGCCACCACUUCUGCGAGAGUACUUACAGCAAAACAUUGGAAGAGUGACCAAAUCCCCAUCAGAUCAGAAUGGUUACUAAAACUGGUAGAAUAUGCUGAACUAGAUAGUCUCUUGGAAAAGAUUAAAGAUAAGCAAAAACAGGAGUUCAUUGAUAACUGGAAACCUCUAAAGAGUUACUUAAAAAAUAAAUGUUACAAUCUGAAUUCGGUAGCAGCUUUUGAAUAAGCUCUGUAAAUAAAGGUUAAAUGGGUUAAAAUAGAGAGAGAGAGAGAGAGAGAUGCAUAUCAAUAUUUUAUUAUGAUUUUGCUGAUAAAUUUAGGCAAUAGGUUUAUUAAAGUGAAAAGAUGUUUGAGAAGGACGGGUUGUCAAAUUUAUGAAGAUAUAUACUUUGUUGGAAUUUUUAUUUUGAUAAGUUUGAUCUACAGACUAUAAAAUAUCUUUGAUGUAUGGAUGUAACUACGAUUAAUAAAGCAUAAAAGAAGAAGAAGAAGAAAGAAAGAAACUGCAUAUAGUCUUAAGGUAGAAUAUGGAAGGAGGUGGGCAUUCACAUGGAACUCUACUAGGUUUCAUGCAGACAUCAGGUUGCACAAGAGCCUUCAGGGGAAAGAAGUAUAACAAUAGCUAACAGAGGCAAAAUCUGAAGCUAUUUAUAGUUAAGGUAUUCCAAGAUUUGGUUGUUACCUUAGAGGUACAAAUUCUUCAGUAUACAGUACUCCUGACUUUUAGGGAAAGCUCCAGGUGAAAGCUUUUAGCCUUCUGAGAACAGGGCUAUUGUUCUCAAUCCUAAAGACUAUAACUGCAGUCCUAGACUAAUCCAUAUGUGAUUGUGCAGUUCAGUAUCUAAGUCAUAGAGUAAUAGCUGUAUUAUGUGGCUUAGUUGCAUGCUAGGGCUUUAUUUUGAAGGGAGUCCUUUUAUCUCAGUUAAUGAUGUUAUGGGCUCCAGAGCAAGUUGUUUACUAUUCUAUUAACUUCAACUUGUCCUAGCCUGUUUCCAUUACGUCCCAUUGGCUCUUUCAGUACCUGUACAUGGAUGUAGUCAUCAAAAUUUAGCAACAUAUCAUUGAAGUGAAUUAAGCAAGUUCAUACACCUAAACCAUUAUGUAUGACCACUUGUGAAUUUAUCUUACAUUUUUGGUAGAGUAUUUGAAGAGAACAAUGCACUACUUCACUGAACUGCAUUGAUGCUACUAGGAUUGUCAUUCUAGCAAAAUGAUGUUUGCCUUACUCUCCUUUUUUAAAGAUGCCAUUGCUAUAUUAAUAAAAUUCUAGCUCCUUUUACAAAGGUGCUAUCACUUAUAAACUGUUAUAAAGUUUCCUGGCCUUCUGUUCAUCUGUAUACAGUAAUCCCGACUAUUUUUCAGAGGCAUUGAGACAGUUUAAAGUUUGUAUUUCCAUUAUUGUGCAGCGGUUUCUAGAUUAGUACUUCCACUAAAAUAUCACUUAACACAUAUGAAGCAUACUGUGUUAACUACUUGGUUUUUAAUGCGAGUGUUAAUACUGUGAAUCUUAUGAGACAACAGUGUGAAACUGAUGUUAUAUCUUCUUAACUCUACACUUACAAAUUCGUAAGAAUCGGCUCAAUUAUCUGAUGCAACCCAAACUUAAAACAUUCCAGAUCAAUGUCUCCUUUUGGGGUGGGGGGAAUGAACUGAACGUAGGAUUUAUACUCUUGCCCAACUUGCGGAAUUGGAUGGGGAAUAUUUGCUUUUAUCAGAGUUACAAAUAUUGCCAUUGGACUGUAAUUCACAGGCUGUAUCUAUAACAGGGGUUGGGAAUCUGUGCCCCACCCCUGAUGUUGCUGGGCUAUAACUCCCAUCUUUACUGGCCAUUGGCCAUGCUGGCUAGGGCUACUGGAAAUUGGAGUCCAACAGUUCUAGAGAAUCACAGGUUCCAUGCCCCUGGUUUUACAAUUAUAAAACUCUUUAAUAUCAAUCUAUGCCUGUCACUACAGUGGUACCUCGGGUUAAGAACUUAAUUCAUUCCAGAGGUCUGCUCUUAACCUGAAACGGUUCUUAACCUGAGGCGUGCUUUUGCUAAUGGGGCCUCCUGCUGUCACUGGCGCGCGAUUUCCGUUCUUAUCCUGGGGCAAAGUUCUUAACCUGGAGCAACCACUUCCUGGUUAGCGGAGUUUGUAACCUGAAGUGUUUGUAACACAAGGUACCACUGUACUUAGUGUUUCAAAACACCCUAAAUCUUGAAAUACUUGCUCACCUUAGGACAUAUUAUUAUAUCCACACUCUGUUUAUAUGAUAAAUGAUUGCUUGGCAACAUUAAACUUAUUAGAGAUAACUUGAAAUUGAAGCACCUCGUAUACAAACAGUGAAGUUCACACAUACAUUGUUUCACUUGACUAGAAAUUAAUUCAGCAAUAGUUAUUGAUUUGAAGAUAUUGGACACUCAUCUCUCACUUGUCCUAGGUGCUAGUGCUGUGGUAUUGAUUUUGUGUCACUGUCAUUUAUAUUACAGGCAUAUCAUUGUGUCAGGAGUGAGGAAUCUCCAGCCUUGGGCCACAUUUGGCCCAUCAGGCCUCCCCAUUUGUAAGGGAGGAGGUUUUCCAAAAUCCACAUCCACUUGUUGGCAUGUGUGGCAUCAGGUGUGCAGCAGACAGAGUUGUAGCUGGUUGUACAGCAGAUCACUGCAGAAAGCAGGAUUAAACUCCCCAGGUGAUAUGUGGGGAGUGGAGUUCUGAUCUGGCCCGUUGGGUCAAAAAGGUUCUCCAUCUCUGCUUUAGGUAGAGGUCUGCCUGCAUAUUAAAUUUGAUUUAGCAGCAUUGGUGUUGAGAGUCCCACAUACAGUGGUACCUUGUGUCACAUACUGCCCCCCUUACGAAUGCUUCCAGUUACGCACGCCACUAACCCGGAAGUAGAUGCCCCUUGUUGCGAACUUUGCCCCAGGGUGCGAGCAGAAGACGUGCUCCGGCAGCACAGCAGCAGCGGGAGGCGCUAUUAGCAAAAGUGCACCUCAUGUUACGAGCAGUUUCCAGUUACGAACAGACCUCCGGAACAGAUUUAGUAUGUAACACAAGGUACCACUGUACUCAUAAGCCAGUGGCUCUGAAAGGAUGGCACUUGAAGAUAGCAAGUAUGGCAGAAAUAUUCAAGAAACAUUUAAACAUUUCAGUGUAGUAUAAUGUAGUAUAGCUUACUAUCAAAAUAAUAUUUUAAUUUGCAGAAUAUGGAAAAAUAUCAAGCAAUGAUAGGUGUUGUUUCUUUUUGUUUUCCAGUGUUUUUCUUAUCAAUAAAAAAAAUGGGGUGUGUUGCAAGCAAAUUUUUAUUCUGAAAGUGUGGUGCAGAGAAAAAGACACUUGAGGACCACUGUCAUAAACUAUAUUUCUGUACUUUGGGAACUGUGAGGCAGCCAGUGAAAAUGAAGCUCUUGUUCCUGCAAGAUUAGAAAGAAAAUAUCCCACUGUCACAGCUAACACAGCGGUUUGACUUCACCCCUGGAGGCGCUUCAGACAGAAGGAUGCUUUAAAAAUUGUUGGUUUUAGCUUAUAUUUUUGUACUAAUGGAUAUUAUUUUUAUAUUGUAUAUAUAUAUUGUAGACUAUUUAGAGAUUUUUUUAAAAGAUGGAGUGGUUACAAAUGCUUUUUUAAAUAAAAUACAUGUAUCUGGAACUUUUACAGAUGCUCUUUUUUGUAAUUCCUGGUCUGGAUUUAACCUUAAACUGUGAACUAAAUUUAGGAGCUGGGCUUCAUAGAACCAUAAUCAGGAAGGCUAAAUUAAUCCUUUGUCCUGGGAAAAGCAAAAGGUUAAUGUGCUAGCAAAUGUAGACCAAAUGAUCUAAUUUCUUAUCUUGUAUUAGAAUAAAUUAACUAGAGGGAAGCUUUUAGAUUACUUGUAGAAAAAUAUCAGAACUGUUAACACUUUUUUUUAAAAAAGAAAAAGGUUGCUGAAGACCUAGCUAAAGCUUCAAGUGUGAAAUUUCUUCAGUUUGUGCCUGUGCUUCAUCUGACAACAACAAAUUAAGUUGGCUUUGUCCCUGGGAGACCUCAUAUAGAGUUCAUAUCUCAUGAGUGCUAAAUCCAUGAAGAAACGAAGUCCUACUGAUGCCAAUUUCUUUAUACACAACUAAAAAUUGUGUAUACAUUACAUCAGAGCUUUCAAAACUUUUCAUGUUGGUGACACGUUGCACAGUAAUUCAGUUUUACUAUCAAAUUAAGGAGCAUUUGUGCAACACACAUACACACUGCAGCCGACUCACAAACGUGUCAUGACACACAGUUUGGUAAGCCCUGCAUCGUAUCAUAUCUUAACAUCAAACGUCUUAACACCAAACAAGUUGUUGUCUAGGUGCUUUUGCGUGCAGACUCUUUCCAAAGUGGCUGCUCCAAAUGUCAAUGCACUAAGCAAGGCCCUCUGUUUCUUGUUAACUUGUUAAGUGUCACAAAUGAAAAUGACACAGGAGUCCCCACAGUCCUCUCUUUUAAGACCAAAGCAGGAAGAAGCUCUACAAUAUAAGCCAGAAAUAUCCAAAGAACAAGAUAUGAAGCUCAAAGUAAUGUUGAAAUGUGGGACCUGGCCUAUUUCAGGCCCUGCUGCUCAUAGUUUUGGAUUUUCCAAUUCCCAGUUGUGCAGUGACUCAUGGCUGCUGCUCAACAAUGGGAACAGCACCUCCUAUGUGGUCCCAGUUGGCAAGAUUGAGUCAGAGGAUAUACAGCAUAGGAUAUAUAGCAGUGCAAAAAGUAAUCACCCAACCUUUUGUGUUUAACUCUUUGGGUAGGAGGAACAGGAAUAUUAAUGAGAAUAUAAUAUUGUGUACCACAAAGCAAACACUAUUGAUAAUUGAGCAGCUUAAUUCUUUAAAAUAGAAUAAUAAAAAUUAAGUUUUGGGGACUUUUUUUUUAAAAAAAAGACUGUUGAACUAGGGCUUCCUUUCUCUCUAGCCAGCAUUCAUUGCUGCUAUUAGCUUAGAGUCAGAAACAUUUUGUAUCUCAAGGGUGAAAGGAAACUUGCUAGAUUGUCCAAGUCCCAGUUGCUCUGAAGCAGCAGGUUUUGACAUGCCAUCCCUGUUCUUACACUUCCUGUAUGGUUGCUUCAGAGUAAUCUGGAAGGUAUUUCCUGGAGGACCUGCUUCUGGACAUGUAGGAAGUAGAUCAGGAUUUUCAGAUGCAUGUGAUGGCCUUAACUGGAAACCAUGUAAAGGCUGUAUACCCUUUUCAGAUUGGAAAUGACUGGACUGAGCUAUAUUUUGUUGGAAGGCUACGCUACUUGGCAUUAUGUGUUUCCACAUGCUAGUCUUUUCAAACUUGUUUUCAAAGAUUAUCAAGGAUAAUACAAUAUAUUGCUUCUGUACAGUGAAGGUUUUUCCCCCUCUUUAAACAUGGUUUUGGCUUUGUAAACCCCAGUUCCAGAAAUUAGCUGCAAAUGUCCUCUUCUCUCAACAGGGUGAAUCGGUGAAAUAUUUUCUGGAUAAUUUGGACCGGAUUGGCCAAUUGGUGAGAUUUACUUUUUCUUUGCCCCAUUCUGUCCUCCAGUACUUAAUGCAUUGUGCCUUUUUAUGUUCUUUGUCUGAUAUGCUCAAACCAUAUGGCCUUGAAGAAAACCAAAAACUGUACAAAUUCACAGUGUAGAAAAUGCAGAACUAAAUGGAGAAUCACCGAGCAGAACUAAACUCUGCUUACUGUCUUCCUCAACCACCCUUUAACUCAGUGGUUCCCAAAUUCCCCCCACCCCAGGAGGAUUUGAAAAUUGCAGGUGUUUGUGAACUACUUAAUUAUUUUUCUGCCUGUGGUAGCAAAUUAAUUCCAUAGAAUUCAAAUAGUAAUACAGUAAAAUAAAUAAAAAUGCAAUUAAAAAUAAUAUGAAUAUUCAGUGCAAUUGAUGUGCCAUCUCCCAUUUCAACCACAAAUCUAGAUAACUGAAUGAAGCUCACCUAACACUGGUAAAUUCACUGACCACAGUUUGGGAACAGUCACUGUUUCCAGGUCUGUCUACUCUGUGGUGAAAGGCAACCCACCCCGCAAAAAAGAAUAUUGUACAUAAAGUAGUUAGUACAAUUCAUAUCCCAUUUGGGAAUUAUGCAAUUGCUUAUAUUCAUAUACUGUCACACAAACAACCUUUUUUUCUUAAUACUUUCAAUAUGAAGUAUUAAGACAAAAAGGUUGUUUGUGUGACAGUAUGUGAAUAUAGGCAACUGAAUAAUUCCCAAAUGGGAUAUGAAUCGUAUGGAACUGUCAGCAAGUCAGACUUACAUUAAAGUACACACAGCACUCUUAAUGCACAUAGGCACGAGGUGAAUCCUUUGUCUGGCAAAAUGUGAUUCUAACAAUUUCUUAGAUAAUAAUGACCUCCGCAGUAUCAUUUCUUUUUCAGGGAAGAGGGAUGCUUCCCUCUACCCACUGUUCAUAUCAGAGGUGCCAACUUGAAUAAAAUAUUUGGGGCAGGUAAGUCCCGCUCUCCCUGAUCAGUCACAUGGUGCAGUGCAGGGGGGCCAACAUGACCUUGGCCCCUAGGAAUUGGCUCUAUGUUUGAGACAGAGAGAGGUGGAACAAAGAUAGGUCUGCAUUGUUGCUCAAUUCGUUGCAAAAUUGUUAAACAUACCAUAUCAUUUUACUUUGGAUGUAGUGGCAGUGAGACUUGGCCAGGGCCAGCAACAGUGAAACUUGCAUGUUGUAGGCUGUCAGAAACCCCAGUUUUUAUUGAAUAUGUUGUAAGGGUGGUACACAGAAUUUCAAAGGAUAUGUUCAUGAUACUGAGGAGGCUUGUAAACUAUUCAGUUUGUUACUUCAGAUUGAGUUGGUUUACAGCCAGUUCAUGCAACCAAGUAGACAUAAGGAAAAUAGCUUAAGUGAAGGUGAGCAGUUCAUGUAGCAGAGUGGUCUUGUGAUUCACUUACAGAACUUGAUUCAACUCACAUUUUCAGCUGAGCAGGUUUCUUAGGAUUGAUCAUUAGUUUCUUCUCUCCUUCCUUUACCCCUCUGGUCACUACCCUGACUCAGUGUAUCUGUACCCUCUUUCAAUGGAAGCAGCUGUUGAUCCAUUUUGAUAUUUUCCCUGCCUCCAUGUCUCUUUCUGCAGAAUUAUUUUCCCAGUAAGCAAGACAUCUUGCUGGCUAGAAAAGCUACCAAGGGGAUUGUGGAGCAUGACUUUAUCAUCAAGAAGAUUCCUUUCAAAAUGGUUGAUGUGGGUGGACAGCGGUCUCAACGCCAAAAAUGGUUUCAGUGUUUUGAUGGGAUAACAUCUAUACUAUUCAUGGUCUCCUCAAGUGAAUAUGAUCAGGUCCUUAUGGAAGAUAGACGCACAAAUAGACUAGUUGAAUCUAUGAACAUCUUUGAAACCAUUGUCAACAACAAGCUCUUUUUUAAUGUCUCCAUCAUUCUCUUCCUUAACAAAAUGGACCUACUUGUGGAGAAAGUGAAGAAUGUCAGCAUUAAGAAGUACUUCUCAGACUUCAGGGGUGAUCCUCACCGGCUGGAAGAUGUUCAGCGUUACCUGGUACAGUGUUUUGACAGAAAGCGGCGUAAUCGCAGUAAACCCCUCUUCCAUCAUUUCACCACAGCCAUAGACACUGAAAACAUCCGCUUUGUGUUCCAUGCUGUGAAGGAUACAAUCCUUCAGGAAAACCUUAAGGAUAUUAUGUUGCAGUGAAGAAAAACUGAAGAAAAACUGUCUGUUCAAACCUAGCCUAGUUGAAGGCCCAACCUUUAUAGCCUAUACGAUGGAUUUUUUAAAAAAAGAUCCAUGCUGUUACUUGGCUCAAGGAAGCUGCAAAAUAGCCAGUCCCAAUGGAGGAGCAACAAGCAGAAGGAUUGUGAGAGCUCAAGCUAGCUACUGUAUCACUUAACUAAACAAAAAACUACUGAAAGUAGUAAAUUGCAAGUGCAGUGCCUUCUUUUGAACUCUGAAUAACAUUAUUGCCUUCUGCCUUUUGAAAAGAUAAUUCUAAGUUUGAAAAAUGACGUAAAGACAUUUUGUGUUUUUUAAUCCACUGUCAUUGUGCAAGAGAGUUUGUUGGUUGUAAAGCCUGUCUGCCUCACUUGUUUUGGGUGCUGAAUUAACAAAUCCAGUAAGUUCAUUGAUACUUCUAUUUGGAGAAUACAUUGCAAUAUGUCAAUAUCUAGGUUUGGUGUACGCAAAAUUGUUUGCCAGUAGCCAGACUGUGCUUGCCAAAAUGAUUAUCCAGCUCUUCUUUGAGACUCUACAGUUUCCCUCUUGUCGAAGUUUACAACUGUAAAUUGAACUUGGCUGGCCACACUAGUGAAUUUCAUUUUAGCAAUUGGCCUGAAAGGGGGCAGAAAUCCAAGACCUGGGUUGGUGCAACAUAGGGCUGUACUUUGCACUACAUGUUACAGUGUUUAUUGCAUCAUGGAAAAUAAGACCUUUAUUUUCUUUUUAUUUUACUUUUCAUAUAGCAUGAGUGCUGGAGCUCACACAGAUGCUCUGCUGAGACAUUAACUCUGUUCUCAAACCUAUAGUUGGAACUAUAUGAAAACUUUGUCUUGACAGAAUAUUAUGUAUGAGACAUAUUAUGGGUGUUCUCAUAAAAGGGAAGCUAAUGUUAUUCCUUAGCCAAAUGUUUGGUAAGCAGAGGCUGCUCAUAGCACUAAAGCCAAAUGCUCUUGAGGUUUCUACUUUACAGCUGCACUGAGUUUGGAAAGAAGAGCUCUGCUUUGAACUAAUCCUUAAUUGUUGCUGUAUGAAUUUACUAGGUUAUAUAAUAUACACUUAAAAUGUUGUAAACGCUCAAGUUUAAAGUUGCCCCUUUAAGGCUACUACAGAGUACAUGUGAAUUUGCAGGAGGCUGUGAAUAAUGUUGAUGUGAACUUCCUUUUUAAUUCUAAAGUGUUGAAUUUAACUAUGGGUGCCUAUUUUGUGUGUACUGAUGUUUCACACUCUGUCUGAUAUGAGGUAUGUAUUAACUACACUAAACCCUACAUUUUCAGUGCUAUAGACUUUAUUCAGGGAUCUUCUUAAACAUAAGAAAUGUUUACCAUACUUUUGGUACCAUACUUGUCAUAUCAAAUUAUAAAGGGCUUAUUCUUUCCUGUAUCAUGAUAUCAGAAUGCUGUAGCUUAUGCCCCUCUGGGACAAUCAUGUCUUACACAGUAGGCAAAACUCCAGGUAUAAAUGCCACCAAUAACAGCAAACUAAAACAAAUCUCUCAUGACUUCUGCUUGGACAAAUUCCAGGAUUUUUUUUUCCCUGUGGGGAUUACUCACAUUUAUAUAAGCAUGUUUUUGUGUGGUGUACCCGACUUUGAACCAGAAAUUUUCCACUCUUAUAGUGAUGUUUGUGCAAAAUCAAGCUCAGUUUUGGAAAUUAAGAAAGAGUUUGUCUCCUACUUUUUAUCUAAAACUAAAAUUUCAGUAAGACAACAACCACAUAGUGACUGCAGACAUUUCAACCUUUUGAGAUGAAAUUACAUUUGGAGACAUUCUAGUGACACUUGUCUUACUUUCUAGGACCAAUUAUUUUACUAUUUUCAUAUCUGCUUCUAGAAAAGAAAACAAUAUUGCAAUUUUGCCAUGAGUACGCUAAAGUGUUGAAUAAUUUUGCAGGCUAUGAAUGGCUAUUCAAGGGUUAAGGGGAAUGCAUCUCAGCUACGAUUGCCAAUUUCUAUUCAUUGGGUUUCUUCAUUGAUGUCUCUUUUGAAAAUUGAAAUUCCACAUGCCUAAAAAGAUGUUUGAUUUGUGUUUUUCAAAUAGCUAUCUUGAAAUGAGAAGUUUCAAGAGCAGUUUGUGAUGUGGAAUAUGCACCUGCUUUUAAAGGAGAAAAUUCUCAUUAGACAUGUUCACAACCCAUGGCAUUCAUAAGUAGCUCUUAUGUAUUCUGGUCACAGUAUUUUAAUUUGCAUCCUCAGCAGUAAUAUACAAUCUAGAAGGAGCCUUGACUAUUCAAUUAAAAAAUUGAACUUUAUGUAUUUUCUACCCAAAAGUGCCUCGGUUUUACCUAUUAACUUUUCUUUGCCCUUAAGUGGCAGGGAGUAGCACAAACCCAUUUAUAACAAUCUGAACUAUGCCACCACUUGCGUUUUAAAAUAAAAACUUAGAAAUAAUAUGCUGCAGUUCUCAAAUUGUUCUUUUUCUUACAACUCUGCCUAGUCGUGUACUGUAUUUCUUUUUCUGUAUGGCUACCGUAGUAUUUGCAUGUAAAAUGUAUUAUAUUACUGUGUUCCUUUGGUAUCAGAUAGUCAUCUUUUGGUAUGAUGGAAGCCCCUUGCUGGGGCAAACUUACCUUAAAGAUUUUGGUAGCCAGAUUAAGACUGCAAUCCUAAACUAUGUCUACCUAGCAGUAAACCCAAUUGAAUUCAGUGGGACUUGCCUCCCGGUAAAUGGAGAUUAGGAUUGCAGUCAAAAUCAAGUUCAACCUAAUCUAUUUUUCAGCCAAUUUAUUUUGCCAUUUAAGAUGCUGUUAGCUCUAGUUCUCCAGCUUCUCAUCCCUUCAGCUGCAGGCCUUGGUCAUGAUCACACACUGAUACAAUUCUUGUGAUUAACAUUGUAGUAGAAGCUUAGCAUCUAACAAGCAGGAUGUUUUAACAAUUUCAGGAUUACAGUGCAGUCUGGUUUAAAUAACUAGUUGGAAUCCUAAAAGUAUCUUUUAACAGUAUAGCUUCACACAGAUAAGGGAAACCUCUUUUCUAAUCCUAGCACUGCUCAUAUACUGUGUUUCAAUAGUUUGCUUUGAAUUCAAAAUCUUUUUUUGCAAUCCAGUACAGUAGUAUUGGGUGCUCUGCAACCAUUGAAUUACCCGCUCUUUCUUCCUCUUGCCAAAGCCACAAGACAUUUGCCUUUAAUUGUAACCCUUGAGAACAUUUUGUCCUAAGUACAAUUAGCAGGGAGAGGAAAGAUUUGUUGUUGGAAUACUUGAUGUAAUGAUACUUUUAAGCUGGGAAAUGGGUUACACAUCAGACAGUCUAUUACAGGCCUUGAACUUAUGCUUUGGCAUAUUACAUACCAAACAGGCUUCAACUUCAGCUUCUCAUUUGUCAGAGGACGUUUUGCUGUAAAUAAUGUAUAUUGUGCAUUUGGUGUUUUUAGCCAUGGACAAAGAGGAUCACCCCCUCAUGUCUUUAACAGGGUGUGUGUGCAUAUAUAUGUAUUUACAUCCAUGUGCACACACAGGUGGAAGUAGACUUUCCGCUGAAAAUCUGCUUGUUUUUAUAUAAACUCUCCAAGAGCAAGGACUUGCCAGGGAGGGAAAUCAUUUUUCAUGAAAUGGAAGCUGCAAGUUGGCAUGAGUUCACAGUUCCUAUGUUAAUACUAUGCACACACUGCAUAUUCAAGUGGACUUUACACAUGAGCAGAAUUUACCAUGUUAGCAUAACAGAAUAUUGUUGAAACUGACUCUUGAGUUUAUCAACUUAGCAGAUGUGUUAUCCAAAAUAAAGAGUAGCAUUCUGCCAUUCACAAAAAUUUAUAAGGGAUGAACAGAGAUUACCAUACUUGGCAAGUUUGAGGCCCAUUAAAAAAGGCUUUCUGUGGCCUCUGGGAUAGUGACUAAAAUACCGCCACUGCUGUGGAUAUGGUAGAUGUUCCUACUUCUGCCACCAAUUCAUUUCACUGAUUUAAAGAACCCUUAUCAAUGGGCCAGCAAGUUACCUAGGAUUUAGCAAACCUCCCAUAGUUUUAUACCGACCCUUGAGGGUUGGGGGUUUUUUUAUGAGCUCUUUUUUGAUGGGUUUUUUUGUUGGGAGGGAGAGAUUUGGAGAAGGAUCUAGUUUCUAGACUUUCAAACAGUGCUGCUUAAGCAUUAACGGUUGUGUGUAUUAAAACAAAAUGCAUUGAAACAAUAGCCACCAAUGAAGAGCCUAUAUGCUUUCCCCCAGAAUAAGGAUUUGGCAGCAUAUUAAAACAACUUAUUGGCACUACUGUAGCUGUUGGCACACACAUAAAUCUUUUUUUUUUCCUAGCCUGCCUGUUUGUUUAUAACUGGGACAUGCAAAUUGAGGUUUCUUGCAGUGUGCUCUUGAGAGGCUUUGGCUAUGCAGAAGGUCUGAUAAAUGUUCUAAAAGGCAAGCAACUAUCCUCUUCAAAACCAACAAAAUCAAGCCUUUAGCAUUUGGGGCCCUCAUACCUUAAAAGACUGUUCCUUAUUUUACUCUAUUGUGUACUUUCAGAUCAACCAAGACUAUUCUCAUGAUUUAUGUGCCAAAUUCAAACUGCAAAGACACACAGAAUGGUAUUUUCAGUGGUUGUUCCACAAUGGUAAAAUUCCAUUCCCUUGUCAAAAUACAACCUGAAUACAUUCUUGGAAGCAUUCAAAAAUAUAGGUAGCUGUGUUCGUACACUAGGUUAAAAAACAACAACACAGAAGCAACAGUAUGACAAAACCCUUAUUAGGACCAACCUAAACAUUACAAAAUCUACUUUCUAGAAGCACUGUAAGAGCUGAAACAGAUGCAUAGUUUGUACUACCAGGGAUGUGGGCAGGGUAAUCAAAUGUUGGAAUGAUUUCCACAUAAAAGUCUACCUGCACACACAAGCCUAACAUGCUGGAGAGGCGAGGGAGGCUGGUCCUGGCUUGCUUGAUUAGUACUUCCAGGAUCUCUCGUGGGCCCAAACAUCUGUUCUACCAACCCGGAUGAUUUAGCCCAGCAACAGCUACAUCACAUGGGAGUUCUUCCCCAGACUACCUCAAAAGUUCUCCAAAGAUUUUCCUUAGCACACCUGGCCCAUAGCAUGUUAUUGGGUUCUUAUUGGUAGAGAUCAUACAUAAGAGCAAUACAGAGUGGCCAUGCUGCAACUGAUAUGCUUGGGGACAAUUUCAUCUGGUUCCUUUCCCUGGUUGGUGGCUGAAGAAAGCAGCAUAAAUCCAAGUUUGUGUUUGUUUUCUGUUCACUAUCUUGGAGGCUUUAGGCCAAAAGUUGGGAGCAGAAUAAUUGAAAAAAUUAAAUAGGGAACUGACAAAAAUGCUGCCUAGUGUUGACAUUAUACCUGAAAAGUGAUUUCAGAAAUGUCUUCCUUUUCAAGUGGUGCUUCAUCUAUAUUCCACAUAUUUGCACGAGUGGGCUAGUUUUAUACCCAUAUUGCAGACAUAGUAGUGGUUUGCCUACAGCUACUAGUGAAGCACAACUGACAUGAUGAAUGCUUGGUUUCUUGCUCACAAUUGGCCACUGCACCAUACCAGCCCUGGGGCAGUAUUCCAUGCUCACUGGUGCAUAUAGAAUACUGCCCUAGAGCUCGUAUAUUGUAGUGAAUCAUCAGAAAAUUGAGUAUUGUGGACAGAAAAGGCCUGUGCUUGCCUUAAUCUUUAACUUGAGCAAAAAAAGCUUAAUUAUUGUUGAAAGGUGACAAAUUUAAAAAUAAGUUGUGAUGAAAGUGCCAUAAUUCAUACUGGUAAUAUUUUUUAAUUGUGUGCUUAAAAACAACCCUGGUCUUUUGUAAGCACUAAAAGAGUAUAAUUCUUUGUGACCUAUUUUGCUGUGAUAGCAGCAGCUUAUGAAAGCUGUGUAUUAGAUUUUUAAAAUGUGGUGUAAAAAUGUGUAUUAUAGCGUUGAAUUAGCUUACUGUUUUGUAUAUAUGAAUUUUGUAAAUCUAUUAAAAUGUGACUUGUUACUGU
Molecule: messenger RNA, 34525 nt
Organism: Podarcis lilfordi (Lilford's wall lizard)
Lineage: Eukaryota; Metazoa; Chordata; Lepidosauria; Squamata; Lacertidae
Source: the annotation of a GenBank genome assembly